Molecule: messenger RNA, 2169 nt
Organism: Tribolium castaneum (red flour beetle)
Lineage: Eukaryota; Metazoa; Arthropoda; Insecta; Coleoptera; Tenebrionidae
Gene: Hdc
Product: Histidine decarboxylase
Exons: 12
Coding region: 48-2012 (654 amino acids)
Biological process (GO): histamine biosynthetic process; L-histidine catabolic process
Cellular component (GO): cytoplasm
Molecular function (GO): pyridoxal phosphate binding; histidine decarboxylase activity
Source: RefSeq, a predicted model, not a curated record
UUUGGCUUCAGUAUAUUUACAGUGUGAGUUUAGCCAGUGAGCUAGGGAUGGACGCCACUGAAUACCGGAUCCGGGGCAAAGAACUCGUCGACUACAUUGCGGAUUAUCUGGAAGACAUCCGGGAGCGCAGAGUGUUUCCAGACAAGAAACCCGGAUUCCUCCGGGACUUGAUUCCCGACAGCGCUCCCAUCGAGGGCGAAACCUGGCCCCGGAUUUUCGCAGACAUAGAAAAUGUCAUCAUGCCAGGGGUCACCCACUGGCAGAGUCCCCACAUGCAUGCGUACUUCCCGGCUUUGACGAGCUACCCCUCCAUGCUGGGGGAGAUGCUCUCCAAUGCCAUCAACUGUGUGGGAUUUACUUGGGCGUCCAGUCCGGCUGCUACCGAACUGGAGAUGAUCGUGAUGAACUGGCUGGGGAAGAUGAUCGGUCUUCCGGAGAAUUUUUUGCACCGGAAAAAUGGUAGUGGUGGUGGGGUCAUCCAGACCACUGCUAGCGAGGCCACCUUGAUCAGUCUACUGGCAGGUCGCUGGCAGGCGAUUAAGAAGUACAAGGAGCUUUAUCCGGACGCCGAAAAUGGCGAAAUUAACAGUAAAUUAGUUGCUUAUUGUUCGGACCAAGCUCACUCCAGCGUAGAAAAAGCAGCCUUGAUCGGUUUAGUCCACAUCCGGUAUAUCGAAUGCGACGAGAACUUAUCGAUGCGUGGACCCGAACUGUUACAGACUAUCAAGAAAGACCGCGAGCUUGGAUUCAUACCGUUCUGGGUUUGUGCUACUUUGGGCACGACAGGUGCUUGCUCCUUUGAUAAUUUAGAUGAAAUUGGAGACGUUUGUGUGGAGGAGUUUUUGUGGUUGCAUGUCGAUGCAGCGUACGCUGGGAGCGCCUUUAUAUGCCCAGAGUACAGAGUUUGGCUAAAAGGUGUUGAAAAGGUUGACUCAAUUUCCUUUAAUCCAUCGAAAUGGCUGAUGGUACAUUUUGACUGCACGGCAAUGUGGGUUAAAAAUAGUUUAGCACUUCAUGAAGCCUUCAACGUGGACCCGGUGUACCUCCAACACGAAUAUUCAGGUCUAGCGAUUGACUAUAUGCAUUGGCAGAUACCGUUAAGUAAGAGAUUCAGGGCCAUUAAAUUGUGGUUUGUAAUUCGCAAUUACGGCAUUACCGGACUUCAAAAACACAUACGCGAGGGCGUGCGUCUCGCUCAAAAAUUCGAGGCUCUCGUCCAGUCGGACGCCCGUUUUGAGAUCCCAGCCAAGCGCCAUCUAGGGCUUGUUGUUUUUCGCCUAGUGGGCGACAACAUUAUCACUGAAACUCUUUGGAAAAAGAUCAACUCUCGAGGAAACAUACACUGCGUUCCGGCCAUAAUCAAGGGCAAAUACAUAAUCAGGUUUACAGUAACGUCUCCGCGUACCACAAACGAGGACAUUGUGAAAGACUGGCAGGAAAUCAAAACUGUGGCAACUGAAGUCCUCAACGAGUGGACUCCUGGUGCCCGGCCAAGAGUCCCCCUUGCGGAUACCAAGAACAGGAACGAGAAUUUCGGGACAAGUCUCUUGCUUUCCAAUUCGCCAAUGUCUCCCAAAAUUGUCAAUGGAAGUUUUGCAGCCAUUUACGACCGCGAUGACGUGAUUGCCGAAUACUCCAAAACGAUUAAAUUGAGACAAGAUGCACAGAACAGUCCUGCAAUGAGGAGAAGAAUCAAGGGGAUUUUAAUGUCGGGAAAACAGUUUUCUUUAGAUUCGAGACUAGACUUGUUCCACGGCAUCGAAGCCGGGACUCCAAGUCCCAGUGAAGGCUUACCGCCUUUGGAAGAUUAUAACGAAAGUGAAGACAACGGGAGCACUUUUUCUGGAGAAUUCGAGCCGAAUGAACCCAACGAUGAUUUUCUCCAAGUGCCAAAUGCACCCAAACAAAAACGGUCCAAGUCGGUGGAUCAUCAAGUCCCAAUUUCAAUGCAAAGUGAGGGUUAUACAACUUGUAAAAAAUGUGGGCACCAAAUAAUCACAAUCCAGAAAUAAGCUCUUUAAAUGUUGUAGCUUUUCUCUCUUGUGUUGUAACUUGUAACUUUUAAAUUAAAGGUAGACUUACUGCUGUGCUAUGCAAUAAUUCUCCUAAUGCAACAUAGCUGUUUUAGAUCUAAGACUGUAUGCACGAUAUAAAUAAAUUGAUGUUGAU